AAGACGACAUCUUAUUCUGAAAAUCAUGGACCGGAAGUCUUUUUCCUGGAUAACCUGGUUCACUUAACCUCGGACUAACGGUAGCCAUGGACGACUAUCAGACAGAGGAGGAGACCGUGUUCGUGGUUGAGAAGUGGCAAAUAAUCAAAGAGUCAAUAGAAGCAGUCAUAGGAGGAAAUGCCUACCAGCACAGCAGAGUGAACCACUGGACCACCAGUGUGGUGGAGCAGUGCCUCAGUCAACUCAGCAAGUUGGGGAAGCCUUUCAAAUAUAUCGUAACCUGUAUCAUCAUGCAGAAGAACGGAGCAGGUCUGCAGACAGCUAGCGCAUGCUUCUGGGACAACAAUACUGAUGGAAGCUGUGCUGUGAGAUGGGAGAACAAGUCCAUGUACUGUAUCGCCAGUGUCUUUGGGCUGGCUAUUUGAGAAUGUACCUCAGGUGUGUUGUGAAAUGUUAUGUUUGGUCACGUUGGCUAUAUUUGAAUAAACUUGUUUUUUAUUAAGUGAAAUUAAAAAAGUAAUUAAAACAGUACUAUGUUGUAUACUUUGCUUUAUUUACACAUGACAUGACAGAGUGCUACAUGCACAGCUUUUAUCUCAUAAAGCAACAAAAAUUGCAAGAACUCCCAACAUAACAGGACCCACAACAACCUCAUUUAGCCACGUUAAACGAUAAUCAUAAACUACAUUCACAUCGAAAGAAUCAAAAAUGUACAUUUACGUCAAAGCGUUUACAAAUGCGAGACUGCUGCCCGUUCAGAAGAAAAUAGGGUGAUGUAGAGACAAGGCACCAUCUUGAAUGGAAUACAUGUUUGUAAAGAACAGAAAUACAUUUGUUUUGAUUGUUUUUGUCCAUACGCUCCAGUUUUAUAAAACAGAAAAGGGCAGCAGGUCACACUGUAGGUAAUAUAAGGAAAGUCAGAGGAGAGAAAAAACUUAAAAUAAUUCUUUACAUAAGGCAAAAUAUAUUUGGCCAAUGGUGUAACAACUGUAUGUGCUGGCAUAAGAAAUGGUUAACAUGGUACAUCAGUAGUGCAUCUAAAUAAAUCCACACAGUUCAUCAAAAUCCAUCCACCCAUCCAGAUAUUCAGAUAAUACAGUACCAAGUGUCAUCACUUUUCGGCAAAAUAAAUACAAUUCUGAAACAAGUGCAAUUACAAAGCUUCUUUCCAAGGGAAGAAUUGGUAAGAGGAGUGGUCAGAGAUGAGUGGUACCCACUUCAGUUAAGGCUCUCUCUGUCUGAAAACAAAGAGAAUAAGUCGAAAGCCAACACUGCUAUGGCACUUGAAUUUCCCAUACACCAAGUGUUACUGUUGCAACGUGAGCUUCCUUUACUUUGUACCACCGGUCUAAUGCUACUCAGCUUUGGCCAUAUUCAUGCAUUCUCAAUCAUCUCAGACUGUCAGAGAGCGGCGAGGAAUGGCAGAGACAACACAGUGCGAGUGUAGAGAGACAACAGUGGUUCAACGCAAAUAAUUAAAAAAUAACAUUGAUUUCAAAUAUAUGUACAAAAAAAAAAAA
Messenger RNA from Larimichthys crocea (large yellow croaker), 1520 nucleotides. RefSeq names its product dynein light chain Tctex-type 1b (gene dynlt1b). Gene Ontology annotation, biological process: microtubule-based movement. Gene Ontology annotation, cellular component: cytoplasm; cytoplasmic dynein complex. The coding region runs from base 87 to 425 and encodes 112 amino acids. The record is from RefSeq and is a predicted model, not a curated record. The transcript has 5 exons. Lineage: Eukaryota; Metazoa; Chordata; Actinopteri; Sciaenidae. Gene Ontology annotation, molecular function: dynein intermediate chain binding.